This is a messenger RNA of Drosophila albomicans, 674 nucleotides long. Its product is annotated as protein CutA homolog. Gene Ontology annotation, molecular function: copper ion binding. Gene Ontology annotation, biological process: response to metal ion. The record is from RefSeq and is a predicted model, not a curated record. Lineage: Eukaryota; Metazoa; Arthropoda; Insecta; Diptera; Drosophilidae.
GAUAUAUCGAUAGUGCCGGCGAUGUGUUCACAGCUUUAGUACGUCAGUUGUUAUUGUUUUCAUUUGCGCAAUUCAAUUCGAGUGCGGAGCAAAGUGCAUUUAAUGCAGUAUCUGGGACGCGCAAGUUCGCUGCCCUUCCGUUGGCAAUUUACUCGAAAUUUAUUACUCGUUGCCACAGCCACAGUUGCUCUCACAAGCCGCUCGGCCUUUGCGACAAACACUUCAUCAGCAUCAGCAACUUCCUUUGGCAUCAAGAAUCCCAGCAGUAAAAUGGCCGAUGAAACCUAUACACCCGGCACCAGUUCGGUGGCAUUUGUCACCACACCAGACAAAGAGUCGGCCAAGAAAUUGGCCCAUGGCAUUAUCGAGCGCAAACUGGCCGCCUGUGUGAAUAUAAUGCCACAAAUCGAAUCAAUCUACAUGUGGGAGGGCAAGGUCAACGAGGAUAACGAAUAUUUGAUGAUGAUUAAACGCUCAACACGCAUUGAUGAGCUGAGCAAAUUUGUGCGUGAGAAUCAUCCAUACAGCGUCGCCGAGGUAAUAUCGCUGCCCAUCCAGGCUGGCAAUCUGCCCUAUCUGAAUUGGAUAACGCAAACGGUGCCGGAGAAAGCGGAGAGCAAAGACUAAUAAGUUGUAAAGCAAUUUAAAUAAACGGUUGAACUCAAUUAAGCUAA